AUGAAUAACCAAGAGGCUGAUGUUCUACGGUGCUGGAGAUGUAGAAAAUACGUAGCAAGUUCUGUUUGCCUUGCAAAAUGUAAUGGAAAAGAACCACCUGAAACAUCACAACUAUCAGCUGCUGCUCAGGAGUCUUGCAACGUAUGGCAUGUGAACUUGGAAGCCAUUCCAGAGUGGGUGAAAUGUGUCAUUGAAAAGGCACAGUGGACAAUUGGAAAGCUGCACUGUCCAUUCUGUGAGGCCUGCUUAGGGGGCUUUAACUUUGUUUGCAACAAAAAAUGUUCCUGUGGACAGUUAGUAAAUAUACAUUUCUGCAAAACUCGGACUGACUAUCAGCCAUCUUUCUCUCUUAACUUGCCAAAAUCAUCAGGAAAACACUUGCCACUCCUCAAAAUUCAGUCUGCUUUUAGCAAGGAUACCUGCCAUGAAGUGGUAACUGCAACUUUGGAAAUCAAAAAUCAAGGGCUUUCCUACAUGGCCAGAAAUUGUAAUGGUACUGGAAGAUUAACAGAAGCUCUUUGUCUAGAAGUAAGAGCUCCCAGAUAUGAGAUGAAAAGUAAAAGACUUCCCUUAAAGGCAUUAAGUAAAAAAAAAAGCCUGUCUUCUUGUCUCAUGAAUGAUGCAUGCACUGUGAAACCUUUUCACAGAAGAUCAUGUAGUUUGGAUUUAAAUAUCAGAGAGAGACUUGUUUUGUCACCUGUGUUAUAUGAAACUUGCAGUAUGGGAACAAUUCACCAUGGCCAAAAUGAAAAUCCAUCUGUUUACACACCAAGUGUCUUGCAGUUAGAGUCCAAUAGAAAAGAUGGUAGUUCCUUUCAAGACCUGUAUAGUUCCAGUGCUGACAAACUACAAAACCAAUUUCAAGUUACUUCCUUUACCACAUUACUGCACAGAGAAACAGAAAGCGACUGUGAUCUCGAAGCUACUGGACAAUCUCCUGGGAGUGUCACUGCUGAUGGGUCACCAUUUGUGAUGAACAUUUCUUCACCUACAAGGGCUGUAGAAGGCAAACAGUACAUCACACCUGCUGGACUUGUGCAGCCUACGAGUGUUUCCAUUGACCAAAAGCUGAGUAAGAGAGAAAGAAACAAGUUGAAAAGCUUGAGAAGAAAACACAGAAGAAGAGAACGAUGGCUGCAGAAGCAG
Messenger RNA from Acanthisitta chloris (rifleman), 1146 nucleotides. RefSeq names its product ring finger protein 180 (gene RNF180). The record is from RefSeq and is a predicted model, not a curated record. The annotation marks the transcript as partial. The transcript is spliced from 3 exons. Gene Ontology annotation, molecular function: ubiquitin conjugating enzyme binding; ubiquitin protein ligase activity. Gene Ontology annotation, biological process: positive regulation of proteasomal ubiquitin-dependent protein catabolic process; norepinephrine metabolic process; protein polyubiquitination. Lineage: Eukaryota; Metazoa; Chordata; Aves; Passeriformes; Acanthisittidae. Gene Ontology annotation, cellular component: endoplasmic reticulum membrane.